UUGAUUCGAUUCGCUCAUGUAACCUUGAUAUAGUGUAGACAAAAGCAUCUCUGUUUGAUGAUUUGUCAAUGGGCUUUAUGCGCAGUUCUUCUGGGCUAUCAAUUGAGGAUGAGGAGGAUAUUCGAGACAUUCAAGAAGUCUCAAUGACACGGUUUCGAAAUGAAUAGGAAAUAGAGACAAAGGUUUACGCUGAAAGCAAAAAUGACGCUUUUCCGGUCAUUAGUUCCCGCGUGCGCCGUGGUCCCGACUGGGUGUGGGAUAAUCAAGACCAUCAUGGGCCUGGAACCGUCGUCGGUCACUCAGAAGAUGAUUUUAAAGUGUAGGUCACAUGGGAUUUCGAUAACAUGACCACCGUUUAUCGGUAUGGUCUAGGCGCAUUUGACGUCAUAGUGACAGACGCGCCACGUACGUUGAAACCAGGGAAGACAAUGGCGGUCGGCUGUAGGGUGAAACCAGGUCGAGAUGCUAGAAUGCUAGAUGCUAUAUGGAGCGACAUUGCCUUUUCCACCCAAGGAGUGGUUAUACGUAAGGGCUCGCAAAAGGCACAUGUGCGCUGGGAGAAUGGCAAGCGUGGAGAUUACAGCUAUGGCAAAGAUGGUCGAUAUGAAAUAGAACUUUGGCUUGUGUAUGAAAACCUGGUGUACUAUAUGAUCCUGAAGAAGGCAUAUGAUGGGAAAGAAAUGAGAGCUUUCCGUGUCCUGUAUGGCAAGAACUAUGUGGAAAGUGGAUGGUUAGAGGAUGUAUGGCACUGUAAGGAAGGCGAUUUACACUUUAUGAAGGCAACUGUUUCCCCCAGUCAACCCGGUGUCGGGAGGUCAGAAUACUAA
This is a messenger RNA of Dreissena polymorpha, 827 nucleotides long. RefSeq lists its product as uncharacterized. The transcript is spliced from 6 exons. NCBI's taxonomy places the organism in Eukaryota, Metazoa, Mollusca, Bivalvia, Myida, Dreissenidae. Gene Ontology annotation, molecular function: metal ion binding; ubiquitin-protein transferase activity. The record is from RefSeq and is a predicted model, not a curated record. The coding region runs from base 345 to 827 and encodes 160 amino acids.